This is a messenger RNA of Priapulus caudatus, 1591 nucleotides long. Its product is annotated as PCI domain-containing protein 2-like. The transcript is spliced from 15 exons. The record is from RefSeq and is a predicted model, not a curated record. Gene Ontology annotation, cellular component: transcription export complex 2. Gene Ontology annotation, molecular function: double-stranded DNA binding; RNA binding. Lineage: Eukaryota; Metazoa; Priapulida; Priapulimorpha; Priapulimorphida; Priapulidae. The coding region runs from base 7 to 1455 and encodes 482 amino acids. Gene Ontology annotation, biological process: transcription elongation by RNA polymerase II; post-transcriptional tethering of RNA polymerase II gene DNA at nuclear periphery; poly(A)+ mRNA export from nucleus.
CUUCAAAUGCUCAUUGACAACAAAGAUGGCCUACUAGCAGCUGAGAUGCUCAGCUUCAAGCACCCACAUAUUAGCAAUCACAGACUUCAGGUAGCUCAUCCAGAGGCCCAAGUGGAAAGAUACUUUGAUUCACCAUAUGAUGAAAUGGUAGCAGCCCACAUAAGGUGCAUAUGGGCUGUGUCAAACCAUGACUUUAUUGAAGCAUAUGGUUGUCAAACUAUAGUUGUCCAAUCAUUUUGUAAGGUUCUGCAAUCACAAAAAGAUGAAAACUGGUCAUUGCCGAUCCUAUUUGUUGUAUGCCUGGACCUGCGUUUGUUUGCCAAUAGUGUAAGUUUACAAUGCUUCGUUGUCAUAGAGCUGGGUGAAAGCUUUGUCAUCUCUGGACAAGAACAGAUAGGCAUGAAUUCAUCUGCUAUUUUGUUGAACUUUCAGCUUCAAAUGCUCAUUGACAAACAAGAUGGCCUACUAGCAGCUGAGAUGCUCAGCUUCAAGCACCCACAAUUAGCAAUCACAGACUUCAGAUCAUUUUGUAAGGUUCUGCAAUCACAAAAAGAUGAAAACUGGUCAUUGCCGAUCCUAUUUGUUGUAUGCCUGGACCUGCGUUUGUUUGCCAAUAGUGCAGAUAUACAACUAACAAAAAAAGGUCGAGGGAAACCUGGUGAUACUCUUGAGAAGGCAGCAGAUGUGCUUUUAGGAGCAUUCAGAAUCUGUGCUAGUGACAAUCGAGCCCAACCUGUAGACUCAAAGAAGUGGGGAAUGCUAAAUCUCAUAAAUCAACUGUUUAAAAUAUACUUCAAGGUUAACAAACUGCAUUUGUGUAAGCCACUAAUCAGAGCAGUUGACAACUCGAGCCUAAAGGAGCACUUCAGUCUAUCGCAACAGGUUACGUACAAAUACUAUGUGGGCAGAAAGAACAUGUUUGAUAGUGACUUUAAGGCUGCUGACGAGUACCUGUCCUAUGCAUUCCAACAUUGCCAUAUUAUGAGCAGACGAAACAAACGUUUGAUUCUCAUCUACCUUGUGCCUGUCAAAAUGUUGCUGGGUUACAUGCCAAGUGUUGCAGUGCUUAAGAGAAUGGAUCUCAUGCAGUUUCACGACAUUGCUCAAGCAGUGAGACAAGGAAACCUGCUGCAGCUCAAUGCAGCCUUGGUUAAACAUGAGGCAUUCUUCAUUAAGUGUGGCAUCUUCCUCAUCUUGGAGAAGCUGAAGGUGAUCACCUAUAGGAAUUUAUUCAAGAAAGUGAGCUGCGUAUUGAAAACGCAUCAGUUGCCCAUUGAAGCAUUUGUUGUUGCAUUGCGGUGGAUGGGAUUGGAAGACGUCGACAGUGAUGAAGCACAGUGCCUCAUUGCCAACCUGAUAUAUGAGGGAAAGAUCAAGGGCUAUAUUUCACAUCAGCACCAGAAAUUAGUUGUGAGCAAACAAAAUGCUUUUCCUCCGCUGACUGCAAUAAAUUAGCAGCUACUGUACUUGUAUUGAAGCACCAUGGAGUCCAUUGCAUGUGUACUAUCAUGGUAUGUAAUAUAUAAGUACCAAUUUUCUUGUACGUGUGAUGCACCAUAUCUACAGGACCAAUAAAUAAUUGAUUAGAUUA